Messenger RNA from Haemonchus placei, 282 nucleotides. The record is from the annotation of a GenBank genome assembly. Lineage: Eukaryota; Metazoa; Nematoda; Chromadorea; Rhabditida; Trichostrongylidae.
AUGGUUGAUCAAGUAUGUGAAGUGCAUAAAGAAGAUCAAAAGGACCCCAUCGCUGCAUCGGACGCAGUAAUAGAUGCAACGUUUUUGACGAUGAAUCGUGAACUGGAGAAGUGUCACGAUCUGAUGGUCCAGAAAGCUGCCAAUUUUUUGAAGGAGGUCGUCGAGAAUAUACGAGCAAAGCGAUCAGUUCUCGAGCAAUCAAUAAGGCAUCUUGGAGUGCUGCAGAAAUUGCAGCGCCCCGCUCUUCUCUCCGACGGCGUAUCACGCAGGGCUAUUUUAUAG